AAUUUUUCAUAUGGUAAUGGGUAACUAAUGAAAAAGAUUAAAAAUAAUACUGCAUCGUGACAUUUUUAUGACAAUUAAGCAAAUUUCCCUCAAUUUCUCAUCGUAGGCUCUAUUCAGAUGUUUUAUUUUGGAGGUUUUUGCUCUAUAAAUACAUAAUUUAAAUAAUAUACCAUUUAUUUUUUAUUAUUAAGAGUGAGCAUUUGUUUUGCAUGGUUUAUGAAAAUUGAACUAAUUGUUGUGAAAAAAAGAAAAAACUUAAUGGUCACAAAGUUUUUUUUUUUUUUUUUUUUUUUUUUUUUUGAUUUUGGAGAUGAAAUUUGACUGGGACAGAACUUGUUUUAAUAUUUUAUUAAAUUCACCUCUGACGUUGUGAAUGGCCCUACUGCAACCACUGUCAAAAAAAGAAAAGAAAUAUAAAAUCUUCUUGCACCGCUCACCGUAGUAGCCUAAUAAUGACAUAAAUUACCAUGGAAUUUUACUAAAGUAUUUUUUACUUUAUUUUUAUUGUUUCAGCUUUUUAACUAUUUAGGUUAAUGUUUCUUCGCACAAUAAUUUCUCUGACCUCUAGUGGCCGCGCGUUCGUUUCCAUAGCAGCAGAUAAACUAAACGGUCUCCAUUCCUAUGGAUGGAAGCAGCAUUAUCUCUGACUAAACACAUUUUCAGUAAUAUGUCACUUGUCUAAUUUUCGACGGAUAGGAGUUCCUGCAUCUAUUUGGUUGUUUAUUUUCACUUUUGCGAAGGAGUGGAUGAAGCAAAUGGAUAACCACAGACGAAAGGUCCAAACAAGCACAACCACUGGACAUGUGUAUUUGCAGCCUUCUCCGUUUUAUUUAAAAACAUGCAAGAAUGCCCCUCUUCCUCCAGUCCUCCAGCGUCAGAACAGAGUCCCGGCCUCUGCUCACUUCUCUCUCACCUCACACUCUGAGCAUGACAGAAAGCCACUAAAUGGACCUCUGUAUAAUGAAAUCCACUCUAAAGCCCCUCCACACUGGACCACACACUUCCUCAGUGAGCUGGCCCAGAGGUUGAGAUAUCUCAGAGACCAUCCAACAGUGCGAAUGGUCUCUAACCCCAUCAGUGAAAUGCAGGACCAGUACAGAGGUCAGUUAGCAGCAUGUGAACCUCUUGGUGAACACUAUAGCAAGAUACAGGCACUGUACAGACAGCUGGAAACGACUCAGGCGUUCAUGCAAGAACCAGUCCGCAGCACAACCAAGACCGACUUCAAGCGCUUUCACAGGUCAGAUUUGUCUUCUCGCUCUGUCCUGGAUGCUGCUACCUUUAAUGGAAAACUUACCAAGAGCGGGGCUCACAGCCGACUUCCUGCUCACAAAGCUCCAUCCACUUUAUCAUGUCAACCCCGGCUGCCUCGCCCACCUCUGCCUUUGCCCCACAGGGGCAAAAGCAGUCUGUAUAUGGACAGUUUUACGGUACCUGUGCCUCCCCCAACAUCGCAAGCUGCUGAUAUUGCACAAAGCGGGAUGAAAUGGGAAGAAAAUGGUGGUAGAGGUCUGUUACUGGACGUUUUAGGUGUUCCUAAAAUGUAUAGUACUGAAAAUCAGACUUAUGGAACAAAUAAGAUGUCUUUGGUAUAAGAAAAGAGUUUGAUUUCAGUUCGGCUGUAAUUGAUCUGAACUUCAAAAAUGGUGUCAUCAAUAUUUCUGUUCUUUUGUCAUUCAGAGGGUCUGUAAUAAAUGGAGAAUGAAACAUGUUAGAAGUGAUUGGUGGAAACAUUAUUGAUUUAUUGAUCUGGAGUGUGUGGCUUUUGUGGGUAUGUAUUCUUUAUCCUUAAAGGGAUCAUUCGCUCAAAAAUGAAAAUUCAAGAUUAUAGGAAGUAUGCUAAAAAUCCUGGAGGAAAAAAAAAUGCAAGUAAAGAGGGAAGACCAGGGAGAGGCAUAAAUAUUGCUGAGGAGGCAGCUGGCUGCACACCCAGACAACCCAAGAGGGUUGAACAGUAAUGCAUGCUUAAACACUCUCAUGAAGAGAGACAAAAACAAAACAGAGAGUGUGGUAAUGGGAAAAAUAUGUAGAAUUGAGAAGAAUAUCGCAAUUUAGUCCAAAUUUUGUCCCACCCAGUUUCUUCCACCUACUUGCUCUUGCGACAUCUCACUCUCCUCCCCCAGCUCUGCCUCCGGCAAUGUGCCAGAGAGAGAGAGAGAGAGAGAGCAUGACUGAUUUAAGGCCAUAUAUGGCAGCUAGAUGAAUAGAAAAAUUAAGGAACAGGUGAAGGCAAAGAUUAUGAAGCGGAGGAGGCUAGAUUUAUCUUUUAGAGAACUAUUAAAAGCAGAUAAAAUGGGUGAGGGAUAUUUAAUGGUCAUUAAUAACAUAAACAUUAUUGACCAUGUCUAGACACCUAUGACCUCUUAUUGUCCUCAGGUAGUAUUUUGAUUUGAAUAUUCUAAUCUAGCCUAUAAUAUUUGAUGCAAGCUAUGUCAGAAGUUUCCGAAUGUUAGUGUGUCCCUUCAGGAUAUAUAUAUAUAUAUAUAUUCAGUAUCUGCCUACUUUGCCCUGCUUGCAUUAUUUGAUUUUCUUGGAUGUUGAAUCUGUUUAUGCAGAAUUCUGAGACCUGGCCUGGUGCUUGUCCUAAUUGGUGUAGCUUUGUUGUCUCUCUCACACAGAGACACAAAUUGCACCAUACUGUAUUUUGGAACAUCCAUAAGAAGGAGACAUAUUUGUACAGAGUGACUGGAGAUCAGGGUUACAGAUUUAUACCGGUAAUUUACUUGUGUAAUAUUUCACAUAAGCGCAUUUUUAAACAUUUUAAGUGCUCUAAGUAGCUAGCUAGCUAGCAACAUGGAUUGUAAACUUAAUCGAUUAAUCUUCAUUAAUAACCCUU
Molecule: messenger RNA, 2836 nt
Organism: Ctenopharyngodon idella (grass carp)
Lineage: Eukaryota; Metazoa; Chordata; Actinopteri; Cypriniformes; Xenocyprididae
Gene: saxo3
Exons: 5
Coding region: 747-1595 (282 amino acids)
Source: RefSeq, a predicted model, not a curated record